GUAUUGGUACUGCCGAUGUUAGUCUCAGGCAGUGCUAUAUUUGUGAGAUCUUACAUUAAUUUUUUUCUUCCUUCUUAUUACAUGUUAUGUCACUUGACUGAUUAAGUCUUAGACUCUUAGGGCAUGGCCAACGGGCUGCCUCAAGGGUGAUGCCCCAUGUGCCAGCUCGGCUCGGACGAUGCGUUGGCAUAAAAGCUAUAGCCUGAAAACCAAAGCGGGGUGUGUUGGAAGAGAGUAGAAAGAGAAAAGGUGGAUUUCUCACAGAUUUCUCAGAGAGAGGGGAGGUGGCAUGUGUUGGAAAAGAGUAGGAAGCGAAAAGGAGUAAAAGAUGAUGGCAUCACAGGGAGUAGCUUGUAUUGGGUGAGUGUGGUACAAACCAAUAGCUUCAUUCAACUUUAACUACAUGGACAACUUGAGACCACACCAUACUAGUGCUUCCAUUGGUCAUGCCCUUAGUACCACGGCUAACUGGAAAUUUGUAACCACGGCUAACUGCAUCUCACUACUUUUCUCUUCAGCCUUUAUAAAAGAACACCACUGGCCUGACGACGUAACUAGCACGUACUCACAGCAUUGCUCUACGUACCACUCGUGAUGGCUGGAUUCGCCAGUCCAGCCCUCCUUCCACUCGUCUCUCUCGUUCUGCUGCUGCGCUCCUCUGCGGCUCAACACACGCUGGGCGCCGGCUCAUCCCUGUCGGUGGAAGACCACGAGCGGCCCUUCCUGGUGUCGCCGGACGCCACCUUCUCCUGCGGCUUCCUCCCAGCCGUCCACGUCGACAACGCCUUCUACUUCUCCGUCUGGUUCACCGCGGCCAAGAACCGGACCGCCGUCUGGACGGCCAACCCUGGCGCCCCCGUGAACGGCCGGGCUUCCCGUGUAUCCUUCGGCCACGACGGCGUGCUGGCCCUCGCCGAUGCCAACGGGACGACCGUGUGGGACAGCAAGACCGGCGGUAACAAGCGCCUCGCCGUCUCCCUUCUCGACGCCGGCAACCUUCUCAUCACGGACCCGGAAGAUUCCACCGGCGUUGCCGCGUGGCAGAGCUUCGACUGGCCGACGGACACGCUGCUCCCAUCGCAGACGCUGUCCAAGGACAAGAAGCUCAUCGCCGGCUACUACACGCUCUACUACGACAACGACAACGUGCUGCGCCUCCUCUACGACGGCCCGGAGAUCGCCAGCAUCUACUGGCCGGACCCGGACCUCGGCGUGUUCGGGAGCGGCCGGACCAACUAUAACAGCUCACGGGUCGGCGUCCUCGACGACGCCGGGGUGUUCCUCUCCAGCGACAACCUGCGAGCCGAGGCCACCGACCUGGGCGUCGCCGGCGCCAAGAGACGGCUGACCGUCGAGCAGGACGGGAACCUGAGGAUGUACAGCCUGGACGCGGCCGGAGGAUGGACGGUCACGUGGGCGGCGCUGAAGCAGCCGUGCUCCGUCCACGGGCUGUGCGGCAAGAACGCCAUCUGCGAGUACCAGCCGUCCCUCCGGUGCUCCUGCGCGCCGGGGUACGAGAGGGUGGACCGCCGGGACUGGACAAAGGGCUGCAACCCGACGUUCACCGCCAACUGCAGCGGAGCCGUGGCGCCGGAGCGGUUCAAGUUUGUCAAGGUGGCCUACACCGACUUCUACGGCUACGACCUCGGGUUCAACCAGUCCGUCACGUUCCAAUACUGCAAGAGCAUCUGUUUGAAUACAUGCUCCUGCAUCGCCUUCUCCUACCGGACGGAUGGCCAGGGCAGGUGCUACCCAAAAGGCCUCCUGUUUAACGGCUACACCUCGCCGGCGUUCCCCGGAAGCAUAUACCUCAAGGUGCCUAGAGGUCUCAACGCCUCGGCACCGACGCCGUCCGCGGGCCUCGACUGCAAUCAUAAUGGUUCCGGUGCCGCCAUCGUCCCUCCAUACGCGUACACGUAUGGGGCACCCAGCAGCCACACGAACUGGUCCUACGUUUUCGCCUUCGCCGCAGCACUCGGAUUUCUUGAGCUUCUCCUUUUCUUCGUCGCCAUGGCAUGGUGGUUCCUGUCAGGACAUGAGAGCAUCCCAUUCCCCAGCUCUCUGGAGGCAUCGGGCUAUAGGCUCAUCUUGGGGACCCAGUUCAGGAGGUUCACAUACCGGGAGCUCAAGAAUGCGACCGGGAACUUCAACGAGGAGCUCGGCCGGGGCGGCUCCGGCAUUGUGUACCGCGGCGUGCUUGACAAGGCCACCGUGGUGGCGGUGAAGAAGCUGACAAACGUGGUACAGGGCGAGGAGGAGUUCUGGGCGGAGAUGACGGUGUUUGGGAGGAUCAACCAUAUGAACCUCGUGAGGAUUUGGGGGUUCUGCUCCGAGGGGAAACACAAGCUGCUAGUGUACGAGUAUGUGGAGAACGGGUCGCUAGACAUGCACCUGUUCGGCGACGACGUUGGUAAGGUGCUGGCAUGGAGUGAGCGGUUCAAGAUCGCUUUGGGUGCCGCCAGGGGCCUAGCCUACCUCCACCACGAGUGCCUUGAGUGGGUCAUUCACUGCGACGUCAAGCCGGAGAACAUCCUGCUCACGCGGGACUUGGACCCAAAGAUCUCUGAUUUUGGGCUGGCCAAGCUGUCCGGGAGGAAGGCCAUUGGCGAUGGCGUACAACUCUCCCACAUGAGGGGGACGACAGGGUACAUCGCACCCGAGUGGGCGCUGAGUUUGCCGGUCGACGCCAAGGUCGAUGUGUAUAGCUAUGGCAUCGUGCUUCUGGAGAUCCUGAUCGGGAGCAGGAUAUCUGACCAAACGACUAACGGGGAUCGGCUGGAGAUGUGCCAAAUCGCGCAGGCACUGAAGAGGGUGGCGACGACUGGAGAGGUUGUGUCAUUGCUGGAUAGUAGGUUGGAUGGGCAAUUCAACCCUCGGCAGGCCAUGGAAAUGGUGAAGCUCUCCUUGGCGUGCAUGCAGGAAAGGAGCAACCGGCCGACCAUGGAUGACAUCUCGAAAGCUCUUACAGCCUGCGAUGACGAGGACGAGCACCCUGCCUACUUCCGGUGAAUUCGAUUCGUCACUAUAUUCCCCUGGAUCUACUUCUUGUAGCUUACAUCUUGUUCUUCCUAUGUUGUUGUACCGCUAUAAAAAAUAAUAAAAUAUAGAUGUGUAUAGGUUUUUUUUUGCGGGUAUUAAUGCAUACUCUAUUGACUAUUCUAUGGGUUGGCUUUUAGAUUGAUUGUAAUGGCAUGUCUACUUAAUUAUGAUAUAGUAUCUAUGCAUGCCUAACUGUUUACAACGAGAUUAAA
Aegilops tauschii subsp. strangulata is the source of this 3251-nucleotide messenger RNA. Its product is annotated as putative receptor protein kinase ZmPK1. Gene Ontology annotation, biological process: protein phosphorylation; recognition of pollen. Gene Ontology annotation, molecular function: protein serine/threonine kinase activity; ATP binding. The record is from RefSeq and is a predicted model, not a curated record. Lineage: Eukaryota; Viridiplantae; Streptophyta; Magnoliopsida; Poales; Poaceae.